Molecule: messenger RNA, 740 nt
Organism: Hermetia illucens (black soldier fly)
Lineage: Eukaryota; Metazoa; Arthropoda; Insecta; Diptera; Stratiomyidae
Exons: 2
Coding region: 69-638 (189 amino acids)
Source: RefSeq, a predicted model, not a curated record
CGGUAAUGAUCCGUGCCACCUUGAAAGAGUUCUAAACAUUUCAUUUCGUUAUCUGAAUUCGAAUAAAAAUGAGUCAGCUUUUAUUGCUUGUCGCGUUGCUUCUUAGUAUUCAAUCAGGAGUCUUAGCGUGGAGGAGCUUCAAGCUCGUCUUCGACAAAUAUGAAAGUGAAACCGACAAAGACUUUGUAGAAGUCAAAGCAGAAAUCCUUAAUACAACAGGUGAGACAGUGAUCAACGCUCACAUCAAUGUCAUUAAGGACUUGGAUGACUUGCAACUGAAUGUGAAUCUCCUGAUGGAGGAGACCACCGACAAUUUUGUAUCGUUGCUGAACAGGACGGUAAACUUUUGCAAAUUCCUGAAAACCAAAUCAAUUGACCCUGUCCUCAGGAUCAUUUACGAUGACUUGAGUCGACAUGGAUACUUUUUCAAGGAAUGUCCAAUCAAGAAGGGAAUUUAUUACAUCCAUGACUAUCGACUUGAUGAGGAGAUGCUUCCAAGUUAUAUUCCUGAAGCGAGAUUCAUAUUUUCCCUGCAAUUGUGGAAGAAAACUGCCCUUGUGCAUCGGGGAAAUCUCUACGGCAGGGUCGAUAAAUCCAAAGGAUUCAAUAAUUUCAAAAUAUUUAGCAUGGGAAAAUGAAACUGUUUAAAAGAAUCUGAAUGAAAGUAUAAUGAAUAUUGGACCGGGUUUGGAUUUUCAUUGACUAUAUUUGCACUUAUAUAAUUUCGGAAUAAUACACAA